This is a messenger RNA of Coprinopsis cinerea okayama7#130, 849 nucleotides long. RefSeq lists its product as hypothetical. The transcript is spliced from 5 exons. Lineage: Eukaryota; Fungi; Basidiomycota; Agaricomycetes; Agaricales; Psathyrellaceae. Bases 1 to 849 code for a protein of 282 amino acids. The record is from RefSeq and is a predicted model, not a curated record.
AUGGUCGACUUCUUUGGUUCCUCGAACGCUACUCUCAGCUCCGCUGACAUGGUCGCGAAGAAGGAAGCUGUGAAGCGCCAGAUUCAGGCAGAGACUGGACUCGCUCAGGCUCAGGAACUCAUGAACGUGGGUCAUGCUCUACUUGGAGGAACAACGUAUUUCAAACUUACACUUGGUGAACGGCUGCAGAACUCGACUGAGAAGUGCUACGCACGGUGUAUCGUCACACCCGGUAACGACUUGUCAAACAAGGACAAGACAUGUCUGGCCUCUUGUUUCGACAAGUAUCUCCAAGCCUGUACGUCCCCUCCCUCAUCCCAUCCAAAACCCAUGCUUACUUACCCCGCGCCUACCCGAAUUCCAGUCAACACCACGUCCUACACUACUUAUUGGCUUAUUGGACCCCCAUCCCCCACCUACCACCUAAUGCAAAAGUAUUUCUGGGCCAUAGGCCGGACUCGCUGGAACUACUUGUCGCUGGUCUCCGCUCUGUGUGAAUGUGAAGAAGAUUGUCGUCCUGGCUUGCUUUCGCGACCAACUUGGGAUGGAAUUACCAGAAACUGGUGUAAUCCUGCCCUUCCGCCCCAGGAGCUGUGUGAGAGAAUGCAGAACACCCGAAAGACACCCGGAUGGUGUGUCCGGAGCCACAAAAAUAUACGAUUCGUCAAACUGGAAACCAAGUCACAAGAAAUAGUCCUUCCAAAACGAAGAUACGUUCUACUCCCACCACUCCCCCAUCCAAGGUACCUGCCACUGCCACCUGCAAACUACAAUUACACCCCAAAAAAUCCAUUAACCGUCCUCGCCACCAUAUGCAUCCUCGAGAACGGGAUCAAAAAACUAUCCUAG